Ambispora gerdemannii is the source of this 762-nucleotide messenger RNA. Lineage: Eukaryota; Fungi; Glomeromycota; Glomeromycetes; Archaeosporales; Ambisporaceae. The record is from the annotation of a GenBank genome assembly.
AUGAACGACCAAUUUCCAUCAACAUUUUUCAACAAUUUUAUAAACACUGACGCAUCAACCAAUGAUAACGAUAAUAAUAUUAAAUACAAUGACAAGAAUAUGGGUGAAGAGAAUGACGACGAAAAUUAUUUCUCAAAUGCUUUGAAAGAGCUUUUACAAGAAUUCUCUUCGAUUAAAAAUCCUGGUGGGAGAGAUGAACACUUACAAGAAUGCAUUCAGAGCUGGUUCUCUCGACAUAUCGAAUACACAGAAAUUAAGGUCAUUGAAUAUCUAAAACAAAUUGCCCAUAAAAAUUAUGAUUAUGCAUGUCUACUAGGAUUCCUUUAUCAUACAGAAUUCGACUGGCAAAAAGCAUUUGAAUGGUACCUACGAGCUGCUGAACAUAAUAACGCAUUCGGUCAAAACCAGGUCGGAUAUUUCUAUCAAAAAGGAUACGGCAUAGGAGUUAAUCAUCAGAACGCCUUCUAUUGGUAUCAGAAAUCCUCGGAUGGCGGAUGUAGUAACGCGAAAUCUAAUCUCGGCUACUGUUAUCACUAUGGAAUUCAUGUGAAGAGAAAUUCGCGAUAUGCUUUCUACUGGUAUUCCAAAAGUGCCGAGAUAGGUGACGAAUUGGGCAUGUGUAAUUUAGCAAAUGCGCUUUUACAUGGUAUUGGAACGAAUGUUGAUGUUCAUCAAACUUUAAGAUUGUAUCGAGACGCGAAAAAUUUGAAAUGUUUGCGUGUUGAUGAAUAUCUUCGUUAUAUUUUCGUUUACCGUUAUUAG